ACGGAUGUCGUGGUUGCUCCUGAUUGGCUGCUGACCAGGAAGUGAGGACGCCCCAAGUCAUCUUUGUAUUUUCUAAUUUCGUCGUUUUGUUGUCGUUGUGACUAAUUUGUCUUGAAUGGAAAAUAUCACCGCUCGCUUUCUGUUUCUGACGUACUUCCGCUUGGCUUUGAUAUAUUUUAUUGCUGAACUUAAGGCGGAGAAUCUGCCAGAUGACGGUGGCUGGCCAUCGCAGGGUCUCCACCAUGAAGGUCCAUGUAACAUUGAAGUGCUGGACGGCUCCUCGCUGUCACUGCGUCACUUCCUGGACAGAUAUGCAUACAGCACACCAGUGGUCAUCAGAGAUGUGACGGAUAACACGAAAUUCCGCUCUUUGUGCGCCAAGUCUACUUUACUGGAAGAAUACGGUGAACGCAAAGUACGGCUCAGUACCGCCAACACGUAUUCUUACAGAAAAGGUACAGCUGUCUACCCAUCAGGCACUGCAAUGGACGUGGCCUUCAGAAAGUACGUGGACGACCUGCUCAGGCCUCAGUCGCUGGACGUCCUUGGCAGCGACACGUUAUACUUUUUUGGCGACAACAACUUCACCGAGUGGCAGAGUCUGUUUGACGUCUACAAGCCGCCGCCGUUGGUGUUGCCUCGCACCAGCAGAGCGUACAGCUUCGGCAUCGCAGGUGCCGGAACCGGUGUCCCCUUCCACUGGCACGGGCCGGGCUUCUCCGAGGUCAUCCACGGGAGGAAGCGUUGGUUCCUCUACCCACCUGGCAAGGAGCCACAUUUCCACCCCAACAGCACCACCCUGUCCUGGUUAACAGACACCUACCCCCACCUGCCAGAACACGAAGCCCCACUGGAGUGCACCAUCCGACCCGGAGAGGUGCUUUACUUCCCCGACCGCUGGUGGCAUGCCACGCUGAACCUGGACACCAGCGUCUUUAUGUCCACCUUCCUGGGACAUUAA
Dunckerocampus dactyliophorus (ringed pipefish) is the source of this 961-nucleotide messenger RNA. It is a transcript of the gene jmjd8, whose product is annotated as jumonji domain containing 8. Lineage: Eukaryota; Metazoa; Chordata; Actinopteri; Syngnathiformes; Syngnathidae. The record is from RefSeq and is a predicted model, not a curated record. Bases 116 to 961 code for a protein of 281 amino acids. The transcript is spliced from 9 exons. Gene Ontology annotation, cellular component: cytoplasm.